Eucalyptus grandis is the source of this 2179-nucleotide messenger RNA. Its product is annotated as protein DETOXIFICATION 33. Gene Ontology annotation, biological process: xenobiotic detoxification by transmembrane export across the plasma membrane. Gene Ontology annotation, cellular component: membrane. The coding region runs from base 516 to 1970 and encodes 484 amino acids. Gene Ontology annotation, molecular function: antiporter activity; xenobiotic transmembrane transporter activity. The transcript is spliced from 9 exons. Lineage: Eukaryota; Viridiplantae; Streptophyta; Magnoliopsida; Myrtales; Myrtaceae. The record is from RefSeq and is a predicted model, not a curated record.
UCUCAUCGGCGAGACCGAGCUGAUCGCCGCCCGCUUCCAUCCAGAUUCGGGAACCCGUCCUGCAUUCGGUGUCACGGAACUGAUGUCCUAGUUCCUGUUCCUCUGAAGAUUAACUUCGCAUACGUGUUUUUUUCCAAUCCAUCGCGCCUUUUCUCAGAUUCAAGAUCUGAUGUCCCAUGCACGAAUUUCACCAGAGCGACGCGGACACCAGACCUACUCUCAAACGCAUCACUACCCACUACCAAUCACAGCAUCACACUCCAAUUCCAAACCUACCCGACUUGGAACAAGAAAGCUAUCUGUCUUCGCAACGAUUUUCAAAGAUUUCGAAAGGUGUCAGCAAGUUCUUUGUUGAUCUCGCUCGAGGGCCCAAUCCAAAGGGGGAAAUAAUUCUUCUGGAAGUUUUCCUUUUCGUAUCCCACGGUUUUUCCUCGCUCUCUCGCGGCUGAAUAUAAAGUCGAGUGUGGAGACGACGUCCAUGGAUACUCGUCCCUGGAGAACGAGGUGUGAAGGCAAUGGCCACGGACACGCCGCUUCUCGGAGAGGACGGCAUCAGGAACGACAAUGUUGUCGGAGGGGAGAAGAGAGCGAGCAUCUUCAGGCGGUUCAGGAGCGAGUCCGGGAAGCUAUGGAAGAUUGCCGGCCCCGCCAUCUUCACCUCUAUAACGCAGUACUCGCUCGGCGCGCUGACUCAGAUCUUUGUUGGCCAGCUCAGCGAGAUCGACCUUGCUGCUGUCUCCGUCGGGAACUCCGUGGUUGGCGGCUUUGCGUUUGGAGUCAUGUUGGGGAUGGGGAGUGCAUUGGAGACGCUGUGCGGGCAAGCGUUUGGAGCGGGACGGAUCAGGAUGUUGGGGGUGUACAUGCAGAGAUCAUGGGUCAUUUUGCUGACCACAGCUUGCGUUUUGGUCCCUGUCUACGUCUUCGCUCCUCCCAUUCUCGAGCUCAUCGGUGAAACUGCCGAGAUCUCGGAAGCUGCUGGUCAGUUCGCAUUGUGGAUGCUCCCGCAACUGUUCGCUUAUGCUCUCAAUUUCCCAAUACAAAAGUUUCUGCAAGCGCAGAGAAAGGUCUUCGUUAUGGCUUGGAUCUCAGCGACUGUCCUGGUGCUGCAUGCGAUAUUUAGCUGGCUGGUGAUUUUGAAACUUGGUGGUGGCAUAGUCGGAGCAGCGAUCACUCUCGACAUAUCAUGGUGGCUCAUCAUCGUUGCCCAGCUGCUGUACAUUUUCAUCACCAAGUCGGACGGCGCUUGGAGUGGGUUCUCCUGGCUCGCGUUUGCAGACUUGUGGGGAUUUGUAAAGCUUUCCUUGGCUUCUGCUGUGAUGUUAUGCUUGGAGCUGUGGUACUUCAUGGUGUUGUUGGUGAUUGCCGGACGUCUGCCAAACCCUCUGAUACCUGUUGAUGCCAUCUCUAUAUGCAUGAACAUAAACGGAUGGGACAUCAUGAUCGCAGUCGGGUUCAACGCCGCGAUAAGUGUGAGAGUAUCAAAUGAACUAGGAGCCGGCAAUGCUCAAGCCGCAAAAUUUGCAGUGAUGGUUGUUUCAGUCACAUCGGUGACAAUAGGAGCUAUUGCCAUGGCUGUCGUGUUCGUCACUAGAGAUUACUUUCCUUAUCUCUUCACGAGCAGUGAGGCUGUCGCCGCUGAAACGACAAAGCUCGCCUUCUUACUGGGAUUCACAGUACUCCUGAACAGUCUCCAACCAGUCUUAUCAGGUGUUGCUGUUGGCGCCGGAUGGCAAUCCCUCGUUGCAUACAUCAAUAUUGGAUGCUACUAUAUCAUUGGAUUGCCAGCCGGCAUCCUGCUCGGCUUCAAAUUUGGUUUUGGGGCGAUGGGGAUUUGGUCGGGAAUGAUCGGGGGCACCUGUCUGCAAACCAUCAUCUUGGUGAUUAUCACUUCCAUAACCAACUGGAACCAAGAAGCUGAGGAAGCAGAAAAUCGCGUGAGAAAAUGGGGAGGAUCAGCUGCGGAGCAUUGAGACAUCGGAGCCAUCGGGUGAUACCAGAAGCUUGCGAUGCCAAUGCUAUGGGAAGCCGCUUUGCAGUGGCCAAAGUACCGUGAUAAUCAAUUUUCAUCGAUGCAAUCUAGAGUUGUUCCUCGCAGAAACCAUGCUUUAGGGAUCAAUCAAAGAUCCUUCAGUGUAGCAACUCUCUGCGUUAAUGCGACCGUUUCUUAUAUGUUACACAA